Molecule: messenger RNA, 1971 nt
Organism: Zophobas morio
Lineage: Eukaryota; Metazoa; Arthropoda; Insecta; Coleoptera; Tenebrionidae
Exons: 6
Coding region: 159-1739 (526 amino acids)
Biological process (GO): phospholipid biosynthetic process; inositol biosynthetic process
Cellular component (GO): cytoplasm
Molecular function (GO): inositol-3-phosphate synthase activity
Source: RefSeq, a predicted model, not a curated record
UGUUUAAGGUUCGGGCAAUUUUUGUCACUUUAUCUUUGCUAAAUAGUACAUUUAUUUGCCGCACAGAAAUUUUUUUGAAAUCGUUCAAUUUUCGUUCGCAAACAAUAAAAGAAAACCAACUCGAAAAUACUCCUCGUUUACCAAACUUUGAAAAAAUUAUGGACAUCGUCGUCAACAGCCCAAAUGUGAAAUAUUCCGAAAACUACAUCGAGUCCAACUAUGAGUACUUGUAUACCAAAGUCGAAAAAAGUGGGAGCAAAAUCGAGGUCACCCCCAUCACAGAACAUCUGGUUUUCCGUACCAACACGAAAGUGCCCCGGGUGGGGGUGAUGCUAGUGGGUUGGGGAGGCAACAACGGGAGCACAUUCACUGCUGCCAUUUUAGCCAAUAAAGAAGGAUUAUCGUGGACGACUAGAAGAGGGGUGCAGAAGGCGAACUGGUACGGAUCACUUACCCAGACGAGUACGGUAAGGCUGGGCAAUGAUGUUAAUAUCCAGUUGGGCAAGUUGUUGCCCACAGUGCAUCCGGAUGACUUGAUCAUUGACGGGUGGGACAUUAGUUCGGCCAACCUUGCCGAAUCUAUGGAGCGAGCACAGGUUCUAGAGCCUGGUUUGCAGCAGCAGUUGAAACCGAAGAUGACCCUAAUGAAACCGCGGCCGUCAAUCUACGAUCAAGAUUUCAUUGCAGCGAAUCAGGCCGCUCGUGCCGACAACGUCAUCAAAGGCACGAAACUCGAGCAAGUGCAGCAGAUCUGCAAAGACAUCGAAAGUUUCAAGAAGAAAACAAACGUCGAGAAGGUGAUUGUGUUAUGGACAGCGAACACCGAACGCUUCAGCGAUAUCUUAGAAGGCGUCAAUGACACAUACGCCAACUUGAAGCUGGCCAUCUCCUCGAACCACCCCGAAAUCUCGCCAUCGACCCUCUUCGCAUACGCUGCCAUUUCUACGAACUGCACUUACAUCAACGGUUCUCCUCAAAACACUUUCGUACCAGCGAUCAUCGAAAUGGCCGACAAGGCAAAUGUUUUCAUCGCAGGAGAUGAUUUCAAGUCGGGUCAGACUAAAAUCAAGAGCGUUUUGAUUGACUUCUUGGUGAGCGCUGGUAUUAAACCGACCAGUAUUGUUAGUUAUAAUCAUCUAGGGAACAAUGAUGGGAAAAAUCUCUCAGCACCAAAGCAGUUUAGAUCCAAAGAGAUUUCGAAGAGCAAUGUUGUUGACGACAUGGUGGAUUCCAAUGAGAUUCUGUAUAAGCCAGGAGAGAAACCCGAUCACGUGGUCGUCAUCAAAUAUGUACCGUAUGUUGGGGAUUCUAAACGCGCUCUUGACGAGUACACUUCAGAAAUCAUGAUGGGAGGCAUCAACACUAUAGUGGUCCAUAACACCUGUGAAGAUUCUCUUCUGGCGACCCCUAUUAUACUGGAUCUGAUUAUUCUAGCAGAGCUCUGCCAACGAAUCCAAGUGAAAAGGCAGAGCGACGACGAUACAGAAUACACCAGUUUCCAUAGCGUCCUUUCACUCCUCAGUUAUCUAUGUAAAGCACCCUUAGUUCCCCAAGGCACUCCGGUGGUUAACGCACUGUUUAAACAAAGAGCUUGCAUUGAGAAUGUCUUGAAAGCAUGCAUAGGUUUGCCGCCCGAUUCAAACAUGUUGUUGGAAUGUAAAGUGCCAUUUAUGAUGGGCGAUGACGUGAAUAGCGAGCCCCAUAAGAAAAAAUUAAAAAUUCAGAAUGGACGUCAUUAGUUGCAAUUUUAGUUGAUUAAUUUUGGAGUUGUUUGUUUUUUCCUUUGCUUUAAUUUGAACAUAUCGAAUCCGAUUUGUUGUCCAAAAUGUUAAUGUCUUAAGUGUUCUCUUUGACGUGGUUAAACUGAAUCUGAUAGGCUGUACACAACAGACUUAAGUAAUUUCUUUGAUUGUGAUAAUGAAAGUAUUUUACUUUUGUACCUCUCACAUUAAUAAAAAUCUGUUGCUUGAA